AUGGAUAGCAGUCGUGUAACUCGACACAGUCCUGCGUUUUCCCCUUUGAGGGAGCUGAUCACUCAGUGUGACAGUCUGACAGUGCUGAUACCUGCCUGCUGCACCAUGAGGGCUAAAGCUUCAGACAUGCACAGCAAGGACUGUGUCAAAGUGGCCGUCAGAGUCCGACCGUUCAACAAGAGAGAGAGGGAUGCAGGCAGCCGGUGUAUUGUCUCCAUGGUGUCAAGCUCCAUCACUAUCCAGGACCCGCGUGAAUCCCAGAACCGCCGUUCGUUUUGUUUUGACUACGCCUACUGGUCCCACAGUGGCUUUGCACAAGACCGCAGUGGCCUCUUUGUGCCUGAAGAGCCCGGGGGACGAUACGCUGACCAGGACAGUGUGUUCCAGGACCUGGGAGAGGGAAUUCUUGAGAAUGCACUGCAGGGUUACAAUGCCACACUGUUGGCCUAUGGCCAGACCGGCUCAGGGAAGAGCUACUCAAUGGUGGGCUAUGGGCCUAACAAAGGCCUGGUUCCUAAACUCUGUGAGCGGCUGUUUCAGGCCAUCAGAGAAAACCAGGAGACCAGACAGUGUCAGGUGUUUUUCAGUAUGUUGGAAAUCUAUAAUGAGCAGGUGGUUGACCUGCUGUCUCGGGGGUCUCGUACUCCGGGGGGACUCAGAGUCAGAGAGGAGCAGCAAAGAGGUUUCUAUGUGGAGGGUCUCCGAACAGUCCCGUGUGAGAGUGCACCACAGGUGGAGCAGUUGAUGGAUCAGGGGACCAGGACCCGAACCACUGCUGCCACUCACAUGAACGCCAAUAGCAGUCGUUCACACAUGCUCAUCAUCCUCCAGCUCAAACAGAUCUUUUCCAAAGAGAGUAUCACAAAGCAGUCCAACAUUAACUUGGUAGACCUGGCUGGCAGUGAGCGUCAGCGGUCGUCAGGGUCGGAGGCGGACAGACUGAAAGAGGGCACAGCCAUCAACUUGAGCCUCACCACUUUGGGCAAUGUUAUCAGCUCCCUUGCUGAUGUGGCAGUUGGGAAGAAGGUUGUCCAUAUUCCCUACAGAGACUCAGUUCUCACCAAGCUGCUGCAGUCUGCACUGGGAGGCAACAGUCGCACUGUUAUGAUUGCCACGCUGAGUCCUGCUGAUAUCUGCUAUGAGGAGUCUCUCUCCACCCUGCGUUAUGCUGAGAGGGCAAAGCGUAUUCAGAACCGAGCAGUGGUGAACGAGAGCCCCACUGAGCGUCUGGUCAAAGAGCUGAAGGCAGAGAAUGCCAGGCUGCUGCAACGACUGAGCCGGCUGGGCCAGGAGGGACGCAGAGCCAACGACGAGACCAAGGAGCUUCGUCAGCUGCUGACCCACAAUGAGCUACAGAUCAGAGCCAUUCAGACUCUGUGGGAACAACACCUGCAAGAGGCGCUGAAGGACUGGGAGCAGCAGUACGCGAACAUCACACAGGAGAGGAGGAUGAUGCAGAUGCAUCCCUACAUCCUGAACAUCAAUGAGGAUGCUCAGCUGUCGGGCGUGGUCAAGCUUUUCAUUCAGGAGGGUGAAUGGGACAUCGGCCUGUGUGACUCUUCCCCAAGAUCCAUCUCUGUCAAGGGCUUAGGGAUCCAGGAGCGUCAUGCUGUGUUCAGGAACGAACAACGCCGGGUAACACUGACCCCGCUCGCAGGGUCAAAGGUCAUUAUCAAUGGCAAUACUGUGUCCCAGACAACUGAGCUGCAGCACCUGGACCGUCUCAUUCUGGGUUCCAACUGUACCUAUCUGUUCAUUGGUUAUCCUUCUGAGAGGGGCGGGGACGACUGGAGCCGCUAUGACUACGACUACUUCCAGUCUGAGCUGGCUGCUGCUGAGGGCAUCCACCUGGGUGAGUCGAGUGCUGGGUCCAGUCAGACAGACCCCAGUCUGCUGGCCGUCUUCUACGACUACAUCAAACUGAUGCCCAUGGUGGCAGAGGCCAACCAGAUGAGCCAGGAACUGAACAAGGGUGUUGAGUUUCAGUUGGAGAUCAAGAAUCUGGCGCUGUCAGAUUCAAAAGGCCACGACCUGGAGAAGGAGAUUGUUGUCAGAGUCACCACUAUGGGAAAAAAACAGGUAUGGAUGUGGUCCAAGGUCAAGUUUGUGAACCGUAAAUUCCUGAUGGAAGAGGUCUACCAGCAGCAUCAAAUUGAGACGAGUGGAGAAAAUAGAGUAGAGGGGCUGUCUACAGCCGCGCUACCCAGAGAUAAAGACCCCUUCUGGGAUCCUGUUGAGCCUCUGCUUCUGGGCACUGCUCACCUUUGGCUUCAGUCUUUGGCCUUCCGCAUCCCUCUGGAAGAGCAACUUGAGAGACAUACUGUAUUAUCUUUCUCACCUUUCAGGCCUCUGGGUGAGGAUGACAUUCUGAUUGACCCGUCUGAGUUACUGGGUCGACGACUGGACUUCCAGCUGGUCCUGGAGCAGUGUUGUGGCCUCCGCUGGAUCAGAGAGGCCCGCAAUAGAGGGGUCCAAAUUGGUUUCAGGUUGUUUGACUGCAGACAGUCUCUCUACACUCCAGCUGUGUGGCACAACGUCAAUCCUCUGUUGGAUCACAGAGUUCAUUUUGCCUCCCUCCAGACCUCCCAACGUCUGCUCGACUACCUGCAGAGCAGUGCUGUAGUGCUGGAGCUCUGGGGGCUUCAGGAGGGUUGUACUGACUUGUUAUCAUCUCUGGAGGGAGUGAGGAUGACUACGGAAGGCGUCUUUAUUAUCGAGGAGGCUGGCUCAACAGACAGUGGGCCUGUAGACUCUGCAGACCUCAGCUGUUCAGUGAGAGCACUUCAACAUGACUUGGAGGAACUCAAAAGUGUUAAUGCUUCACUGAGAAAAGAAAAUCAUAGUCUGAGAGAACAACUCAACACAGCCAGGAACGGUGGAGAGAGUGCGCGUGGCCGAUCAAUGCGUCCCAGCUGUGAUGCAGAAUUUGCUCGUUCUCUCAAGGUUUUCUACCACAGCAUGACCUCAGUCAGGGGUCAGCUGCAGCGCCUGCGCAGACACAGGCCCAGUGAGGACUCUGACCUGCUCGGGCUCAGGCUGUUUGUGGACGAGCAGAGUCGCCUGCUGAGGGGCUUCUCGGAGCAGCUGGAACAAAGCGUUUCCACGCUCAAACAAGACGUGGCCGCCAUCGUCCGCCGGAAACGAGAACGAUCGGGAAUCUGGUCCUGACUGAGUAACCGUUUACCAAUUUUCACAAAGGAUUAAGAAGGCGAAUGGCUGGUCCUGGUGGAGAAGGCU
Molecule: messenger RNA, 3237 nt
Organism: Morone saxatilis (striped sea-bass)
Lineage: Eukaryota; Metazoa; Chordata; Actinopteri; Moronidae
Gene: kif28
Product: kinesin family member 28
Exons: 27
Coding region: 1-3168 (1055 amino acids)
Biological process (GO): cytoskeleton-dependent intracellular transport; microtubule-based movement
Cellular component (GO): microtubule; kinesin complex
Molecular function (GO): microtubule binding; ATP binding; ATP hydrolysis activity
Source: RefSeq, a predicted model, not a curated record